UGCCCUGUGUGUGUGUCCCUGUCAGAACUACGGGUUCCGCCAUGUCUUCCCAUGAGGCCCCGCGCUGCCCGGCCAGGCUGUGCUGGGAUGAUGGCGGCGCCUCUGGUGCUGGUGGUGCUGGUAGCAGUGACAGUCAGGGCCGUGCUCUUUCGCUCCACUCUCGCUGCCUUCAUCUCCGAGCGCGUAGAGCUCGUGUCUCCGCUCAACUCAUGGAAGAGAGUUGUGGAAGGAAUGUCCCUUUUGGACCUUGGUGUCUCGCCCUACUCAGGAGAUGUUUUUCAUGAAACCCCACUUAUUAUUUAUCUCUUCCACUUCCUCGUAGACUAUGCAGAGAUAGUCUUUAUGAUUACAGAUGCAUUAACAGCUGUUGCACUUUAUCUGGCAGUUCAAGAAUAUAACAAAAUGUCGUUUAAGAAGCAGAAACUAUACCUGGAACUUAAUAAGUAUGUUCCAGAAUCUCAGGAACUGUUGAGAGUACCCACUGAAAUGUACUAUGUGCCAUUGAAGGUGGCUCUCUUCUACCUGUUGAACCCUUACACCGUUCUAUCAUGUGUGGCCAAGUCUACCUGUGCCAUCAAUAAUGCAAUCAUUGCUUUAUUCAUCUUGGCUACAGUGAAAGGUAGUCCGCUUCUAAGUGCCGUGUUUCUAUCAUUAGCCACCUACCAGUCUCUGUACCCAAUCACGUUAUUCACUCCAGCCCUCCUGUAUCUGCUACAGAGAGAGUUUAUUCCAGUGAAGAUGUCAAAUUCCAGUUUCUGGCUAUUCACCUGUCAGUAUUCAUCCCUUUACCUGGGCAGCCUCACUAUCUUGAUCUGCCAUUCCUUCUUCUUGCUGACCUCGUGGGACUUCAUCUACUCCAUUUAUGGCUUCAUAUUGUCAGUCCCGGACUUGACCCCAAACAUUGGUUUGUUCUGGUACUUCUUUGCAGAGAUGUUUGAACACUUCAGCCUGUUCUUUGUCUGCGUCUUUCAGGUCAACGUGUUCUUCUAUACUGUGCCACUGACCAUCAAGUUAAAAGACCAUCCAAUGUUCCUGAUCUUCAUACAGCUUGCAAUUAUCUGCAUCUUCAAGUCGUACCCCACAUUGGGGGAUGUUUCGCUCUACAUGGCUCUGCUCCCCAUGUGGGCCCACCUGUCCAGGUUCUUGCGUAAUAUCUUCAUAGUCUCCUGCAUGCUGGUGGUGUGCUCACUUCUCUUCCCAGUUCUCUGGCACCUGUGGAUAUAUGCUGGAAGUGCCAACUCCAACUUCUACUAUGCCAUCACACUCUCAUUUAAUGUGGGACAGAUUCUGCUGGUGUCUGAUUAUUUUUAUGCAUUCCUACGGAGGGAGUACCACCUCCAUCAUGGUCUCUACCUAACAAAGAAAGAUGGAACUGAAGCCACUUUAAUCUUGAAGUAAAUCCUUUAUGGACAUUAUAAGGCUUGUUAUGGGGAGGGACAUGCUAUGAUGGGGGCAGGGCCCUCCUGUGGGGCUGAGAGACAGUAAGUUCCACCUCAAGCCUGUCCCUCCAAAUAUUCUAAAGAACAGGCAGGAGGAUGGUGUAUUAAUAUUUUUAAAAAGUUUGAUGAUUUUGACAAGAUUAAGUGGCAUGGAAGAUAUACCGUACCCUUCUAACAGACAUGCUGCAAUUUACAUCUCUGCUAAGCAUGAAGCAUUGGUGAAAAAAGAAACUGCAUUAUUGGAGAAGAUCAGGCAGUCAACUGGAGGCGACAAACGUGUGUGCUGUAUAGGCCGAAGCUGCUGAUAGUAUAUGGCAAAGGGAAGAGGUGCAGCACGCUUGGAUAGGAUGCAAGUGGACAUUUGGUGCUGUAGUAAGAGUCCUCCUUCUGCAAUUAUUUUCCUCUACAACAGAUGCCAGUCUUCUAAAAAAUACAUUUGUAAACAGGUAUAAAACAGACAUUAAUAAUAACGCACAUAUGGGUUAAGAGAGUCAAAAUCAGCUACUGAAUUCGGCAUUCUUAUAAAUUUUAAUUGCCAGGAAAGAUUGUUUGUGUUAGUAUUACCAUAAAGAUGAUUAUUAUGUGGCAUUCUAUUAUAUAUCAUUAAACAGUUAUGCUCACAGUGUGUAAUAUUCUAGAGCAGGCAAAAUUAAGCUAUGGCUCUCGACUGUGGUUGAACGGACAGCCUUGGCAUCUAGGUAUAUAUAAUCAAGUGGAGAAAUAUGGGUGGCCUAUGAUGCUUGUAGAACACUGUACACUGGAUGCAUAUCUUACUGAAAGUAUUGAUGAGCGUGCUAACAAAUACUUUUUUCUCCUUUACGUUAACUAUCCACAGAGUGGUACUGCCCUUACUUACUGCACUGAAAUUCUUCAUUGGUUAAUGAUGCACUUAACCCCGUAGGUUCCACAAUGGACAACAGCAGGUUUUCAAACCUACCUUGGACCCUUCAUAAUGCCUUCCCCUCCUGUCACUGUCAGCUGGUUAGUAACAGAUGAAUCUUUCUCUGAUUCAGCCAUGGAGGGUUUUUAAUAACAUUUGCUCAAAGUACCACCAACACAUCAUGUUUUGUGACUUUCUUUCAUCAUGCACAGAUUAAUCUGUUUUGCUAUGUUAUUAAUUGCUUCACCUGCUUACACACAAUUAAUCCUCUAAACAUGACCAUUUGGGAAAGGGUUGAAGCUGAGAACCACUGGGACAGAUACUUUUACUGUUGAUUUUGUUUUUUAUGAUUUAGUGCAGUUUUACUCCUUUUGAGCAAUGUUAGUAAAAAAAAAAAAAUCAAAACUGUUAAAUCUGGAAACAUGCACUGUUUGGGUUAUGUCAGAUGGGCAUUGUCUGACAGACGUUUGUGAACCAAAGAAACUGCAUUGUUUUCUUUUACUGGCCCAGAAAGGCUUGUGUAGCUACCUUUGUAAAAUGACGCUGGCUACUCUUGGCCACUAAAAGAAAUUAUUUAUGCUGUACUUCUUUUGUUUAAAAUCUGUUCAUGGGCGAGGUUUGCAACCAGUCUGACUUUCAGUUGCUAUGUGAUUAAAUGGUACAAUUUGCAAUGGACCCUUUUUUGACAGAAUUAUUCAAAUAUGCACUGUUUUUGUGUGUUUUUUUUUUUUUUUUUUUCAUAUUUGUGUUCAGUUUGCAAAUUUUAUUUAUUUGUGGGAAGUGGGACCUAAAUAAAUCGGCUGUAAAGCAACAUCUGGAGUUAUGUUUGUCUAGCUAAUCUUUUUCAUGCAAGAAGGGUAGACUGGGAGUACAGUAUGUAUAAAGCAUGGUUUACAGUGCUUUAUGAAUGUCUGUCUAGAUUGUUAGACUGAUGUAAUCUAAACAUUUCCCAUUAUUGUUUGUGUGUGGUGAAGCAACAACAACAAUUUUUCAUCUACUGUUCAGUUUUUAAAUGACUCCUUAUUACAUAUAAACACCACACACAACAGAGUACUUAUUUUUGAAUCAUCUAAGUAAAAUAAAGAAUGUUCGUUUUGGGAUGCUGAUGUGUAUAGGAUACAGGACUUGACCAAACAACUUUAAACUCUUCAUAAACACUCGCGUAGCAAUUGUGGCAUGGACAAUCAAGUAAAAAGCGAGGGUAGAAUUUAAUAUCCUCUUGUCAGUCUGACAUCCUUGUGAGAACAGUGAUAAAGCUGAGCAGUUGCUAGCCCCAAAAAUGACAUUAUAAUGUCCCACUGGACAAUUACCCAGUUUUGAGAAGAAAUGUUUUCAAUUUGAAAUGUCCGAUUGCUAAUUUAGAUUGUUCCAGGUUGAGUUUACAGGGAGAGGAGAUACACUUAUUUUAAAAUAUAAAAAUACUUGUACUAGC
Pseudophryne corroboree (corroboree frog) is the source of this 3751-nucleotide messenger RNA. RefSeq names its product phosphatidylinositol glycan anchor biosynthesis class U (gene PIGU). The transcript is spliced from 12 exons. Gene Ontology annotation, cellular component: membrane; GPI-anchor transamidase complex. NCBI's taxonomy places the organism in Eukaryota, Metazoa, Chordata, Amphibia, Anura, Myobatrachidae. The record is from RefSeq and is a predicted model, not a curated record. Bases 52 to 1398 code for a protein of 448 amino acids. Gene Ontology annotation, biological process: attachment of GPI anchor to protein.